AUGGGGAGGAAGCGGCGACUUCAGUUCGUUGAGUCUGGUGAGAGCUCCUCACAUGUGGGGUCGAAUGAAGUACCAUCACGCCAACAAGCUCCUUCAGCUGAUGAUGAUAGACGACAGUCCCAGGGGAGUGAUGACGAGACACUAGCACCAGAUACUGAGGACAUACCCAUAACCGUACCCACAGCUGGAGCGGUUGUUGUGCCCAACAAACGUGGGCCUAACCGAUUUGAUGAUAUAUGGAAUAUGCCACCGGGCAAAAAAUUAUUCUUGGAAAUAAAUGGGGCGGGCCAGCCAGUCGGGGAGAAUGCUGGACCUUUUGCAAAGUGGCUGGGAACAAUGGCAAGAAAGCCUGAUAUGUGCCCAAUCAAUUAUCGCUCAUGGCAUUCCAUGCCACUACAAUACAAGAAUCGGUGUUGGGAAGCCAUUCAGGCACGAUGGGUAAUUCCUACAGCCCGCAUCCCACUUGCCAAGCAAAGGAAAUGGUCACUCUCACGGAUUGGGAAGUUGUGGAGGGGCCACAAAACAGAGUUGAAGGAAAAGCACUACAACCUGAACACAACUAAGGAAGAUUUACUUCAGCUAUCACUGCCGGAGGUUGAUGACACUCAAUUUCAUGGCCUGGUGGAGUAUUGGUUCUCUAAAGAUUUUAAGGAGCUGUCGGAAGAUAACAAAGCGCGGCGUGGCAAGCAGACGGAGUUGCACACGCUCGGAUCCAGAAGCAUGGCCCAGACGGCGGAUAUCAUUGCAAAAAAGAAAGGCAAGCAACUAGAGAGAAGUGAGAUGUACGAAGUGGCGUAUUCUCACCGCGAUGGUGUUGCUGUGAAUGCCACUGCGGAAGCAAACAUUGUAAAUUUCUAA
Molecule: messenger RNA, 858 nt
Organism: Quercus lobata
Lineage: Eukaryota; Viridiplantae; Streptophyta; Magnoliopsida; Fagales; Fagaceae
Exons: 5
Coding region: 1-858 (285 amino acids)
Source: RefSeq, a predicted model, not a curated record